This is a messenger RNA of Nerophis lumbriciformis (worm pipefish), 1245 nucleotides long. Lineage: Eukaryota; Metazoa; Chordata; Actinopteri; Syngnathiformes; Syngnathidae. The record is from RefSeq and is a predicted model, not a curated record.
AUGGAACAGGAGAUGCCGGAGGAGAAAGAUUGGAGGCAGUUGGAACCAAACUAUGGCGUUAAAAUCCUGCUGACCAUCUUGUAUAGUCUCAUUCUGGUAACUGGUAUCGUGGGCAACUCCGCCACCAUCCGGGCCACGCAGGUCCUCAGGCGUAACGGCUACCUUCAGCGUAAUGUGACGGACCACAUGGUGAGCCUGGCAUGUUCGGACCUUCUGGUUUUGCUGGUGGGGAUGCCUGUGGAACUCUACAGUGCCAUCUGGUUUCCAUUCACCUCAGCGUCCGGGGGCGACGCAGCCUGCAAGGUUUACAACUUCAUCUUCGAGGCGUGCAGCUAUGCCACAAUUCUUAACGUAGCCACACUCAGCUUCGAGCGCUAUGUGGCCAUAUGCCACCCUUUCCGAUUCAGAAGUUUAAGCGGCCGGCGCACAUCAGGAUUGGUUGCCUUGGCCUGGCUAGUUUCAGUUCUGGUGGCACUGCCACUACUGGUAGCUACUGGGACGCAGGGCCACAUACCCGUCUUGGCGGACGAGCCGGUCCAGAAUCUAACCUUUUGCACGAAUCUGAGGGAGCGCUGGCUGAUGUAUCGAGUCAGCAUCUUUUUGGCCUUCUUGGUCUACCUGCUGGUUUUGGCUGGCGUGGCUUUCAUGUGUCGGGCCAUGAUCCUGGUCCUAAGGAAGUCUGGGGGAUCUUCAGGGAGAGCCGGCGAAAGAAAUCACAAAACAGUCAAGCACGAAAGUACAAAGAUGAAGAUGGCCAGGAAGCAGACAAUCAUUUUCUUAGGCCUCAUCGUGGGCUCCUUGUUCGUGUGUUGGUUCCCCAAUCAGAUCCGCCGUCUCAUGAUGGCCGGCGCACCCAAGUCCCGCUGGACCACGGCGUAUUUCCGCAGCUACGUCACCCUCCACCCGGUGGCCGACACCUUCUUUUACCUCAGCUCGGCCCUUAACCCCUUCCUGUACAACGUGUCUUCCCGCCAGUUCCGCCAGGUUUUCAUCCAAGUGCUGCGCUGUCGCCUUGCCGUCCAGCACGUCAACAAGCGAACCGUGCCGAGUUCCCGCGAUCAAUCUGCUCGUUCUCUGCAGCCCCUGCUGUUCAAAUCCCUGCGGCGAAGUAAGGGUGUCGAUUUCGGCGUGGCCGAAGAGGCAAAAUCCCAAAAGCAAAGUGACGCAGAAGUUAAUGCAGGACCUACAAAGGAAGCGUUAGACCCGACAACUCAGACGGAUGUACAAUCAGGAAUGGAGCCAUAA